UUCAUUGUGCACACAGUGACAUCGCACACAAUGCACCUUGACCUGCGAGGAAGAGAGAUUGGCAGAGGAAACCUCUCUGGGCUGUGGCUGACACUAACCAGGACGGGUCAAUGCAGUGUAGAAAUCGUAAGGGUCUGGCAGUAGCAUGUCUAAUUGUUAUCUCUACCGUCUCUGGUUUAAUCGCACUUAUACUCAGCCUGGUGGACAUCCGAAACGUGUAUCAGCCGUCACCUGACAAGUUUGGUGUAGUGUUUGACGCUGGCUCAUCUCACACCUCACUCUACGUCUAUCAGUGGCCCGCACACAAGGAGAAUGACACGGGGAUUGUCUCUCAGAUCCACAUGUGUAACGUUCCAGAUUCAGGACUUUCUUCGUAUGCUGAUAAUCCAGCCCAGGCCGGAGAUGCGUUGAAGUCCUGCAUGGAUGAGGCUCUUUCUAUUAUCCCCGCACAACAACACAAGGAGACUACAGUGUUACUGGGAGCAACAGCGGGGAUGAGGUUACUGAAUCUGCAGAAUGAGACCAAAACUCAUCUCAUCCUUGACGCAGUGUCAAAAACUCUCAGGCUCUAUCCAGUGGAUUUCCAGGGAGCAAGGAUACUAAAUGGCAUGGAGGAAGGGUCAUUUGGCUGGAUCACUGUGAACUACCUUCUGGAUACCUUCAUACAGCAUUCAUACGUAAACAGCUGGAUACAUCCCCAGCAAGCCCAGCUGUUUGGAGCCAUGGACCUUGGAGGAGCUUCUACCCAAAUGACUUUUCAUCCAUUCGGGGACAUUGAAGACAAUAGCACGGAGAUGUUUUUCAGACUCUAUGGUUUUGAUUACACUAUUUACACACACAGCUACCUCUGCUAUGGCCAGGACCAGGCGCUGAAGAGACUCCUUGUAUACCUCAUAGAGAAUACGAGCAGCGGGAAUGUCAAGCAUCCUUGCUACCCAAAAGGAUACAAUGCAAUCGUCACCCUUUCCUCCGUCUACAAUAGUCCCUGUGUGUCAACAUCUCCAGGUCACAUGGGAGCCAACGUUACCGUGGAGGGUACAGGAGAUCCUUAUGUGUGUCAGAUGGCCAUAAAGAAUAUUUUCAACUUUUCUGCAUGUUCCUAUAAAUCAUGCUCUUUUAAUGGCAUCUACCAACCAUCUGUACAUGGAAAGUUCUAUGCUUUUUCUGCCUUCUAUUACACCUUCAAUUUCUUGAAUCUGACCUAUGGGCAGCCCUUGAGUAUCGCCAACAGUUCUGUCUGGAAUUAUUGCUCCCGCGAGUGGAAAGAGCUCAAUGCUAGUUUCCCCGGUGAGAACAAGAAACGACUGUCGGAGUACUGUACCUCAGCAAUGUACAUACUGACUCUGCUGGUGGAUGGGUACAACUUUACCAGCGAGUCGUGGAAUAACAUACGUUUUGCAAACCAGGCCGGCAAUGCGGACGUCGGAUGGACUCUGGGUUACAUGCUGAACAUGACAAAUAAGAUCCCGUCGGAAAGCCCCAGUUUUCUGAAGGCUCAUAUUUACAACCUCUGGGUGGCUGCCAUUUUCUUCAUUGUGCUGAGCGUGGCAGCGGGACUAGUGGCUGCUCCGCUACAUUGUUACUUCCGGAAUGCUUGCUCAGGCCAAGAGGGAUGGAAAUAAGGCCACAGUGCAGCCAUGAUGACGCACAGGAUAACCAUGACUAAAAAACUGGAAAUUAUUAAUUUAUAGUGCCUACCCUAAUUGUCCCACUGGUAACUUAUUUUUCUUUGUGUAUUUUGAUCUGUUCCAUUAAGACUUUUUACUUUAAAACUCACUGGAGAAAUUUCACGGGGAUGGACUGUGAUCUAAUGUUUAUGAUGAAAUAUUUCUGCCGAACAAGCUUUGGGAAAUAGGUAUUACCAAAACUCAGGUGGCUAUGACAACCACUUCAAAUAGUUAGCCAAUAUUAUACACAGGUGAUCUAAGGCAAUCUCCUAGCAGGGGGUACUCAGUAUGUAUCUUUUUGGGCACCUAAUGUCUCAUCCACCUCAUUUACACACAUCCUCUGGGGGAUGCACUGUAUGUACUGUACAUUGCAAGGAUUGUAACAAACUUUUUUGAAGAUUUCUACCUUCUGUUGUUCUAAAGAAAUAGCUGAUUGUAAGGGAGUGGUUUUAUGAUUAUCAAUCAGCUGCAGGGCUCUAAUGAGGAAAUUGGCAAGGUCUGCAUCCUUUCAAGCCCUGUACACACAAUCAG
Messenger RNA from Rana temporaria (common frog), 2198 nucleotides. Its product is annotated as ectonucleoside triphosphate diphosphohydrolase 8-like. The record is from RefSeq and is a predicted model, not a curated record. Gene Ontology annotation, molecular function: UDP phosphatase activity; GDP phosphatase activity. Gene Ontology annotation, cellular component: plasma membrane. The transcript has 10 exons. Gene Ontology annotation, biological process: nucleoside diphosphate catabolic process. NCBI's taxonomy places the organism in Eukaryota, Metazoa, Chordata, Amphibia, Anura, Ranidae. Bases 111 to 1622 code for a protein of 503 amino acids.